Durusdinium trenchii is the source of this 1686-nucleotide messenger RNA. The record is from the annotation of a GenBank genome assembly. NCBI's taxonomy places the organism in Eukaryota, Dinophyceae, Suessiales, Symbiodiniaceae.
CAGGCCUCCUCAGUAUCCCGCCACAUGUCCAAACCAAUUCGGGCAGCGCGAUUUGAUGAGUCUUCGCUCUUAGAUGGUUUCGAAGGGCACAAGCUGCUACACGAGGCCAUCCAGCAAUACGGUGGCAAUGAACGAUCAAGGCGAAACUUCCAGAGAGAGAAGACUCCUGAGUUUGCUGGAGGUCCAAGAAACAGAGGCAGUGAUGCCUUUCGAAUGGGGCACCGCCGGUUGCGCCGUGAACGCAAACGCCCAGGGAGCGCCAUUAGGACGGUUGCUGACCUGAUGCGGAACUGGACCACAUACCAGCCAGAGGAUCCUCAGAAGGCUGCGAAGCCUGCUGAUGUCACCCUUGAUGCUCCGGACGACAAAAGUUCGCUUGCUGAGAGUGUCAUCCUGCACAACAAAGUGCUGUCAGGCUUGUCGGCUCUACAGCGUUUGGAACACGAACUCGAGCUAACGUUUCGGGCUGUUCAGGAAACCAGACGCGAAGGGCUCAGAGAAUGGAAUGAAGAUGCUCCAAGCGCACGGCCCGUUGUCAACACCGGAGAAGAAGUCUCCUUGUCGUUAGAGCUUCAAGGGUCCGUUCGGACGAGCUACGGCAAGGCACAUUCACUCGUGCUGCGAGUACCAUGGGCCUUUGAGAUUCUGCCAGGCUCUGCUACAGGCUCUGCCCCAGGUGGGUCCACUCCAUCAAGGCCAUGCACGCCCAGGCUGGAGACACCCUCUGUGGAUGCUGGCUUUGCUUCUGCUGGUGAAGGUGAUACGCCUCGCUGGACUCGUUGGAGCGAUGGCAAGCGGAGGGCACCAGGCUGCAAGAUGACGGGCGACCAUUGCCAUGCCUUGAAUAUUUGCCUUCAGGAACGGGUGCCAGAAACACUGCUACUGCAGAGACUACCUGCUGGAGAUUUAGGUUCUUGGAAUGCUCCUGACCCGGCCAAUCGACAGCCCAACAGAUCUGAGUGGUUGCGCUACGUGGAAGAGGAAUGCGCGACCCGAGAGGAGACUUUGAUCACCAGGUUGGAUCAACAUCUUCAGGUAAGACAGGAAGCGCGAAUGUCUGACGAGGAAGAUGGCCACUUAAGGCUCCAAAGAGAGCUGCCACAGGGAUGUCGACUGGAGGACUAUUUGACUGAUAUUCGUGAAGUGAUUCGCUUUAUUCGCCAUGGUCUGCCCGCAGCUGCACGACUGUUGGAAGGGGCUGUGAAAGGUGCUGUUUUGGCGGUUGAUUCAGAAUUGGAAGCUACACAGCAGGAACUGGCAAGACGAAAGGUCAGCCAAGAUGCCUUAGCAGAAGCUCACAUGGAAAUUGAGCAGCUGAGGGACGAUUUGGCUGCGACCCAGCAACAGAAUGCAGAGCUAAAGAAGCAACUCUCCAUGGCGGACGAUGUGAAGCAGACCGAGUUGAAAUUUCCAUCUUCUAUGUCUUUGUUACCCUCUCCGUCACCAAGCUUGAAAUUUCCAUCUUCUAUGUCUUUGUUACCCUCUCCGUCACCAAGCAUCCGAAGUGUGACGUCUCCAAGAAACCGCUGAGUGCAAGUGGGUCAAGUGUGGCGAUGGGAAGAUCCCUUUUGCCGCAUUUCGCUUUCAAGACUUUCACCCUCAAGCUGAAAUGGAGCUUCAACGGGUCAAAUGGAGUCGAUGCUGAGUGCUUUGGCAUAAAGCUCAAAGAUAAGAACAGGAUCCAAC